This is a messenger RNA of Williopsis jadinii, 1794 nucleotides long. RefSeq lists its product as uncharacterized. The coding region runs from base 1 to 1794 and encodes 597 amino acids. Gene Ontology annotation, biological process: cell adhesion. The record is from RefSeq and is a predicted model, not a curated record. NCBI's taxonomy places the organism in Eukaryota, Fungi, Ascomycota, Saccharomycetes, Phaffomycetales, Wickerhamomycetaceae. The transcript is spliced from 3 exons.
AUGAUGAGGAUAACUAUUCAUAGGAUACUUAUUCUCCUGUUAAGCUCUUUUGUUGCCUUGUGUAAAGAUGUCGAUGGCGUUUUCACAGCCAUCAGCUCGAUUCAGAAACUUUCAACAGUUUCAGUAGCGAAUAUGGGUGACGGUCCCCAAGGUUUCUAUGCUGUUGUGAUGGAAUGGGCAGUUGAUUCGACAAUGGCGCAGACAGGUGACUCCUUCUACUUGAGAAUGCCUUACGUCUCUCAGGUUAGAAUAUUGGAAGAUGACAUGCUCACUAACAGCUUUGAUAUCUUGUUGGAAGAUGGACAGACCUUUGCCUCCUGUGAAGUUGAUCAGGCUGGUCUUCGCUCUCUGGAAACUGUUAUUUCUUGUGAAAUGACAGUAGAUAUAAAUAGCUACGAGUCCCUGAGUGGUACGCUUUCCUUCACUAUUGUAUUUGAGGGUGGUCUGAGACUUGAGACGGCUGCAGCUUCAUCUCAUUGGGAAGUGGGUACCAACACGGUGACUUUCAAUGGCGAUCUCACUAAAGAGGUACAGUUUGAAGCAGCAAUUCCAGAUAUAAGCAUUGCUGUCGUCAGAAUUAAUAUGAGAGGUGACACGCUCUUUUACUUCACUCCUGAACCGUAUAUGUGCUCAGGAGGAGGAGCAAGCAAUGGAAGUUUACAAAUAAGGACUACUGAGUUGAAUUACCCAAUUAUUGAGGAAGACAUUCAACUUUACUAUACAAGAGGUUUGACGGAACUGGGAUAUCCAAAGGAUUUUCAAGCUCUUGAGAUCUCUUCUUCCGAACUGUCACCUAACAAAACUGUCCUAGACCUCACAUAUGGUGCUGUUCCAGCAGGUACUCGGAUCUGGGUCAGUGGUUUUCACACAAGUAUAGGAGGAAAUUACCCAUUGUACGCAAUGGUUUUCAGAGUUAACUUGGAAUGUACUAACCCAGAUGUUGAAGACUCUUCCAUUGGAUUGACUGUGAGUGUUUCUCCAAGAUCGGAUAGUCCCUCGGGAGAUGGAGGUGGAAGUCAAAGAAGGAGAACCACUACAAUCACUCAAAUUACAAAAGAUCCAAAGGAUAAGAAGAAGAAUCCAAAGAAACCGAAGAGACCAAAGACACCAAAGAGACCAAAAUCUCCAAAACCUCCAAAGAAACCAAAGAAACCUAAGCAACCUAAGAAACCAAAGAAACCUAAGAGCGACGAUGAAAAGGGCAGACCAAAGGAUAACGACAGACCAUCUCAUGACAGACCUUCCCGUCGCAGACCUUCCCAUCACCAUGGCGAUGACUUCCCUCAUCCAUUCAAGUUCAGACCAACUGACUUUGGUGGUCCCCAGUCACGUCCUCAAAAGCCAUCUAUGAGAGGUCAUUUUGACAGAGAACAUAGACGAGCAGAGUGGGCCAUUGAUAUCCCAGGAAAAGUUGGUCCGUGGAGAAGCAUUGACGUCAAUAUUAAAGAGGAUCAUUCUAGUAUAGGGAAAUGUGACUUCAAGAAUGCAUAUGUGUUCUUGAACGGUGUUCCAUACAAGAAGGCACACCUCUCUGUCUCUCGUCACAAGAUUGGCUGGAAAUCUUUUGAGCCAAUGAACAGUGAUGGUGUCUUCACUCUGUGCUUCAGUUGUGACGCUACAAGUGGUGACAAGUGGACUACACAUGCAGACAUCUCCGUCAAUCCUCUACAUCAUCGUAUGUGGAGAAGAGACCUACAUCAAUGGAACUUGGAGAUGACUGUUACUGAAGAUGACACUAACUCAGAAGCAAUCUUCAUUCGUGACACCACAAGUGAGGCUCUUUAUGAUGUCUGA